UAGAUUAAAGUCAGUUAAUACACUCAUUUGUGUUUUGAUAAUUAGUAAAUACAUUUCAAACAGUGACUUUGGUGAUAAAUACAGCCCUCUUUUGGGGGGGCCACAACUUAGCCUUUUCUCUGUCGUGCGGCCAGUGGGAUCUUCCUGCCGCUGGGCUGGCCUCGAGCGGGCGUCUGCCACCAGGACGCUGUUAGGGAGCUCUUGCCGUCUGCUGGGAGGCUUCUGGACUCCGGGAAGCCAGCUUACUGUUGGGUACUUCUGUGGGCGCAGUGAGGCCUGCGGUGGAAUCAGUGCUCCUGACAGGGCUCGUCUGCGCGCGGGGCCUGUGCUGGGUGCGUCACACACGUGACUCGCAGGAGUUCGGGGAGUGCGGACAGUUACUCCCCCGCCCGGCAGAGCAGAACCCGAGGCUCGGAAAGGUGCGGACGCUGUCCCACGUCACUCACGCGACGAGCGGUAGAGGUAGGGUUUGAACCCAGGCAGGCGGACAGGCGCUGAGCCGCAGAACCAGUGCACGUGGCCACACGCAGCUGAUUGGCCCCUCGCGUGCCCUUGGAAGGCCAAGGCCGGGGCACUGUCCCAGCAGGGGCUGAAGGGGGCUUGCAGAGAGGCCCCCCUGGGCUGCUCCUGAGGGGGGACUCCUCUGCCCGAUCAGUGCACACCCGCUGGCCCUGGGUGGGGGGUGGGGUGCUGGGCUGCAGCUGCCUCCAGCACAGCUCCGGGCACCCCGGAGAUCCAGGGAGGUGACAGUGUAGGGAGCGUGACGGCCCCGAACGCAUCCCUUGACCUGCUUUUCUCUGAAAGUAUGUUUUUAGGAGUCAUAAGGGCAUUUAAACUGUUCCUGAGCCUGUCCCUGCUCUCAAGAAAGGAACUCAUGGGGUGGGGAGGGGGGUCAGAGGAGGGCAGACAAAGGCACGUGCGUCAGCUAGAGGGUGAGGACGCCCGGGGCACGCGGUGUCCAUGGGCCUGACCGUGGCGUGCGCCGCUCUGUGAGGGGCGUCGGCCGCGAGAGCGCCUGCCGCGAGGAGAAGCUGUUCCUCCCCGGUUUUCUGUGUCUCCGCGAGCUGGAGGGUGUUGGCUGCGCUUCUCGUGGUCGUUCUUUCACCGUGUGAGAGUCACAGCGUCGUGCCGUGAGCCUUACACAAGCAGGCGCGGCAGUGACAUCGCAGUGUCCAACAAAGCCAGGAUCCCUGUCCUCCGUCUCUCCCACGCCGUCCUGCAGUCCUGCCGCCCGCCCUCCGCUCCCCUGCGGCUGGCGGUCACUGUUCCCGGGAUCUGCGUGUGGCUUUGCUGUCACUGAGUCCUCGGAGCCCAGCGGGCCACGCAGUGACCCCCACAGCAGCACCGGUGGGCGACGGCCUGUCCCUGGUCCCUGGACCCCACAUCCUCACCACCACCACCACGGGAUGCCGGAGCGCAGGACAGGGGCCCACUCAGACCCUCUGCCGGCAAGCGGGCCCAGAGGAGGAGCAGGAUCUCGUGUCCGAGCCAAGUCUUUCCGAAGCCACAAUUACCCAGUUUCAGUUCAGCCCGCUUGGCCGGAUGUCCUGCGUCGCCACAUUCCUCGUGUAGCCACAGACUGCGUGGCGAGUGGGGCUGGCAGAACACAAGACGCCUGGGCCCCGCCGAGGCUGAAGGGUGCCGCCCUCUGUCCCUGCUCCUGCUCACGGGGGCAGGGUUUAGCCCCCACAGGUGCUGGUGUCCAGCGGGGACCGUCACGACGGAGAGACCGUCCCCUCACGUGGAGCCGCUGGCAGAGGCUUGCAGGCCGCCUUCCAGAAAUAAAGGUCUGGCCGCCUGCGUGUGCCAGUUUCCAGGGUGUCCGAGCUCGAGCCGCAGUCGCAGGACGACAGUGGCGCCGCGCAUGCGGAGCGUUUCCAGACAGAGGACCGCAGCCACCCGGGGCACCAGGAAGCUACCAGAGAUUCAGCGACUGUUACAGGCGUCUCUGCCAGCUGCAGCCUGACGUGACCCAGCGGAUCCACGACAAGUUUGUCGCCCAGCUGCAGGCGUCCAUCCGGGAGGAGAUCUCUGAGAUCAAAGCGGAGGGGAACCUGGAGGCGGUCUUGGACGCCUUGGACAGGAUCGUGGAAGAAGGCAAAGACCGCACAGAGCCGGCCUGGCGCCCCAGCGGGAUCCCCGAGGCAGACGUGCGCAGCGCUGCUGUGCCCUACUUCCUGCAGCAGCGGGACGCGCUGCAGCGCCGGGUGCACCGGCAGGAGGCGGAGAACCGGCGGCUGGCGGAGGCCGUGCUGGCCGGGCGGCGGCAGCUGGAGCAGCUAGAGCAGCGGGCCCGGGCCCGGCAGAAGGCCUGGCAGGCCCUGCACAGAGAACAGAAGGAGCUGCUGGGCGUGCUGGGGGAGCCCGAGUGAGGAGGCGGCCGCCGGACCAGGAGCAGAGGGCAGUCGAGGUCAAGGGCCUGGGCCAGCUGCCCCUGAGAACCAGUGAAGUGGUGGCCAGUCCCUGAGUGUGGAUGGAAUUAGCCGGAGGAUGAGGCCUGACCAGCCCUUCUGCUUUAGGAGCUCCCUUGGGGUCACACACAGACACACGCAUACACACCCCCCCUUCAGACCCUUCCCUGUGUCUGGACGCGAGGGCUGUCGGGCAGCUCCCACGCCGGGAAUCAGGCCCCAGGCUCUCUGUCCCGCAGGUCGGGGCCAGCCGCCUGCCCGCCCGUUCCUGAGCGCCCCCGGACCUGGCCCGGGGCAUCUGUGUUCAGGCCGCCCUGAUUGUCCCCUUGCCGGCCAGCCCCAGGGCCCUUGCCAUGUUCUCCCCACAUCCGUAAAUAAACCUCCUCCACUUGCUA
This is a messenger RNA of Enhydra lutris kenyoni (northern sea otter), 2806 nucleotides long. Its product is annotated as polyamine modulated factor 1. The transcript is spliced from 5 exons. Gene Ontology annotation, biological process: chromosome segregation. The record is from RefSeq and is a predicted model, not a curated record. Lineage: Eukaryota; Metazoa; Chordata; Mammalia; Carnivora; Mustelidae. Bases 1407 to 2372 code for a protein of 321 amino acids. Gene Ontology annotation, cellular component: MIS12/MIND type complex.